Molecule: messenger RNA, 1056 nt
Organism: Manduca sexta (tobacco hornworm)
Lineage: Eukaryota; Metazoa; Arthropoda; Insecta; Lepidoptera; Sphingidae
Product: complex I intermediate-associated protein 30, mitochondrial
Exons: 5
Coding region: 120-1049 (309 amino acids)
Biological process (GO): mitochondrial respiratory chain complex I assembly; mitochondrial electron transport, NADH to ubiquinone
Cellular component (GO): mitochondrion
Source: RefSeq, a predicted model, not a curated record
GUCACUUACCAAUUCGAUCAUUCAUUCAUUCCUAAAAAGUUAGGUUAUGUUAUGAAGUUAUAAAUAAACAAAAAUAAUUAAUAUUAUAUUUUAAUCAGUUUAUUAGACAAAGAUUGCCAAUGGCUUUAUUUAGGAACACAUCAAUAAUAAACUUCUGUAAAACUUAUCGCCAAUACUCAGUUUUGUGUAAAAAAGUAAACACAGAUUUAUGUUAUAACAAAUCGUGUUCUGUUAUUGUGAAUACACAAAGAUGGUUGUUUUGGGAGAAAGAUAGAAAAGGCGGCUACAAUACCGAAAUAAAGAUGAGUAACUGGGAACAUCUGAAAAAUGGAUACAAGGAACUUAAAAAGGAACUGAAACUCUUCGGGCAAGAAGUUAAAGAACUGUUUGAAAUGGACCCUGUUCUUAUUGCUAGACCAGGUGAAACUGAUGUCGUCUGGUGUUUCAACGAUCCUAGUGUACUGGAUAAAUUCGUAACCACCAGCGACAGUGACCACAAUGAAGGUUUCAGUAGUUGCAGUUUUGAGAUGAGCCCAGCAGGCCGGGGCAACUUCCACGGCUAUUUAGACACAAGAGUGCCAAAAGAUGGCCGAAUUAAAAAGGCUGGCUACUGCGGAAUUCGGUCGAAAAUUAUUAGAAAAUCAUUUAAAAGGGCGACGACGUAUGAUUGGCAUCUGUACAACACUUUAGUUUUAAAAAUACGCGGUGAUGGUAGAUCCUAUCUAUUGAACAUCUCUUGCGAAGGUUACUACGAUAUCACUUGGAACGACAUUUACCACUACGUACUCUAUACUAGAGGUGGACCUUACUGGCAAAUAGCUAAAAUUCCUUUCUCAAAGUUUGUCCUGGGAUCGAAAGGGCGAUUACAAGAUAAACAAACCCGAAUUCGUUUUGACCGAGUGACGCAUUUUGGAAUUUCGUGCGGGGAUAAAAUCGAUGGUAGAUUCAAUCUUGAAAUAGAAUACAUUGGUUUAGAGUUUGAUCCUACGCAUGAUGAAGAAUUUGCCUAUGAAAUGUAUAGAACUGAUAAAUAUAUUGUUGGUGUAUAAAUCGUUA